AAGUAAAAAACAGAAAGUCUGAAUCAAAGGGCAGGUAUGUUCGUUUCAUCGUAACGUCGGAAAUCAAGAAACCCAGGAAAAAAAAAAAUUCGGAAGAAUGCAUACAUCAUUUGUACAUGCAUAUCUGAGUUUUGUUAACAUUGAAUCAUCUUCUUUCUCGCAUAAAAUCCGUACAACUUUUCGUGUAUGUAUACACGGUAGCCCAAGUUACAAACCCUAGGCCCCGAAUCAUCUCCUCGUGAUUUUACGAACAUGGGCAAGGAGAAUAUUUCUGGUGUGAAGAUAGAUGACCCAUUUCUACAUAAUGAGAAGAUCAAGGCCGUUGAAUUGGAGAAAAUUCCAGAAUGGAAAGAUCAGAUUACGAUAAGAGGGUUGGUGGUGAGUGCUCUAUUGGGCACACUCUUUUGUAUCAUCUCGCACAAGCUGAAUCUGACGGUGGGGAUCAUCCCGUCGUUGAACAUUGCUGCAGGAUUGUUGGGCUUCUUUUUUGUUAGGUCAUGGACUGGAUUUAUGUUUAGGUUGGGGAUUCCUGUCAAACCGUUUACUAGACAGGAGAAUACGGUGAUUCAGACUUGUGUGGUGGCUUGUUAUGGCCUCGCAUUUAGUGGUGGUUUUGGGUCAUAUUUGCUAUCAAUGGAUUCCAGAACGUAUAAUCUAAUUGGUGCGGAUUACCCUGGUAAUCGAGCGCAAGACGUUAAGGACCCAGGCUUGUUUUGGAUGAUGAGCUUCAUUUUUGUUGUCAGUUUUCUUGGCAUUUUCAGCCUUGCCCCGCUUCGAAAGGUUAUGGUCAUGGAUUAUAAGCUCACAUAUCCUAGUGGAACUGCCACAGCAAUGUUGAUCAAUAGCUUCCACACGGUUUCUGGAGCGGAGCUUGCAGGGAAGCAAGUAAGCUGUCUUGGAAAGUAUCUGAGCUUGAGUUUUUGCUGGAGCUGCUAUAAAUGGCUCUUCAGUGGUAUUGGAAAUUCAUGUGGAUUUGACAGAUUUCCAAGUUUUGGUCUGACACUGUUCAAGAAUACAUUUUAUUUCGACUUUAGCCCAACAUAUGUUGGAUGUGGUCUUAUCUGCCCUCACAUAGUCAACUGCUCAUUACUUCUUGGAGCAAUCAUAUCUUGGGGAUUUCUUUGGCCGUUUGUUUCCCAGCAUGCUGGAGAUUGGUACCCAGCCGGCCUUGAAAACCACGACUUCAAAGGUCUAUACGGCUAUAAGGUCUUUAUAUCUAUUUCGCUUAUUAUGGGAGAUGGCCUUUACAAUCUGGUGAAGAUAAUAACUAUAACAGUCAAGGACUUGUGCAAAAUCAAUACGACUCAGGCUCAUCUUCCUGUUGUAACAGAGAUUCUAGAUGAUGAGAGUUAUAAGUUACUGCAGGAGCAAAAACAACGAGAUGAGGUGUUUCUGAAAGAUAGCAUACCAAACUGGUUUGCAGCUUCAGGAUAUUUGGGUCUGGCUUUAAUAUCUACAGCUGCGAUGCCACUCAUCUUUCCACCCUUUAAGUGGUAUCUGGUCCUCUGCUCAUAUAUAAUUUCCCCUGCCCUUGCUUUUUGUAACUCAUAUGGUACUGGGCUCACAGACUGGAGCUUGGCUUCAACCUACGGGAAAAUUGGCCUUUUUAUGAUCGCUUCAUAUGUAGGAGAAGAUGGAGGGGUCAUAGCAGGUCUGGCUGCUAAUGGAGCGAUGAUGGCCAUCGUCUCCACUGCAGCCGAUCUAAUGCAAGACUUCAAAACAGGGUACCUCACUCUAUCAUCUGCCAAGUCUAUGUUUGUGAGUCAGCUAGUCGGAACAGCCAUGGGCUGUAUCAUUGCACCCCUCACAUUUUGGUUAUAUUGGACUGCUUUUGAAAUCGGAACUCCUGACAGUCCAUACAAGGCACCGUAUGCUGUUAUAUUGAGAGAAAUGGCCAUCCUGGGGGUCGAGGGCUUCACAGAGCUUCCGAAGAAUUGCCUUGCCAUAUGUUACGGAUUUUUUAUGGCAGCUCUGCUUAUGAACCUGCUAAGAGAUGUGUUACCCGAGAAGAUAUCGCAAUUUAUUCCUAUCCCAAUGGCAAUGGCAGUGCCCUUCUAUAUUGGAGCCUACUUUGCUAUUGACAUGUUUGUAGGGACAGUUAUAUUGUUUGCAUGGGAGCAAGUAAAUAGGCAAGGUGCUAAAGAUUUUUCUGGAGCUGUUGCUUCAGGGUUAAUUUGUGGUGAUGGAAUAUGGUCAAUACCGUCUGCAAUUCUCUCCCUAUUAAGGAUUGAACCACCCAUCUGCAUGUCUUUUGGGCCAUCCAUUACCGGUUGAGCAAGGCAUCUGUGUACUCAUUGUAGAAUUUUUAGUGUAAAUAAGCCUUAUUUAGUUAUCUCUUUGUAAAUACUAUGUGUACAAACUUUAGUGUAAAUAAGCCUUAUUUAUAGUACAAAUUAGUUUUCUCUUUGUAAACUUUGUGCUGUGAAAAAAAAAUUGUUUGUGUAAA
Messenger RNA from Daucus carota subsp. sativus, 2446 nucleotides. Its product is annotated as probable metal-nicotianamine transporter YSL6. The transcript is spliced from 7 exons. NCBI's taxonomy places the organism in Eukaryota, Viridiplantae, Streptophyta, Magnoliopsida, Apiales, Apiaceae. The coding region runs from base 253 to 2274 and encodes 673 amino acids. The record is from RefSeq and is a predicted model, not a curated record. Gene Ontology annotation, molecular function: oligopeptide transmembrane transporter activity. Gene Ontology annotation, cellular component: membrane.